Molecule: messenger RNA, 636 nt
Organism: Meloidogyne enterolobii
Lineage: Eukaryota; Metazoa; Nematoda; Chromadorea; Rhabditida; Meloidogynidae
Source: the annotation of a GenBank genome assembly
AUGUUUUUCCUCUUCACAACAAUUCUUAUUUUAAUAACAAUUUUUGAAUAUAAUUUAAUAAAGACAUUAACCCCCGAAGGCCGUAAUUAUGUUGUUUCACUUCACAAUGAUUACCGUUCACAAUUAACUCAAGGGAAAAGUGCCAAUUUAUCUGGACAAAAUAUGCCUACUGGGAAAAAUAUUAAACAAAUGAGUUAUUCUGUUGAUUUAGAGAGUAUUGCUCAACAAUGGGCAGACAAGUGUACAUAUAGUCAUUCUGGAACAUAUGUUUAUGGGGAAUGUUUUUCUGCAUUUCCAUCUGAAUAUAAUGAAACAACUGGUCUUUAUAAUGCUCUUUCUGGAUGGUGGUCAGAAUUGGUAUAUAAAGGAGCUCUUGGACCCGAAGAGAAUAAUACAUGGAUUCCAUUUAAUGGAGCUCAAAACGGCAGAGGAGUUGGCCAUUGGACCCAAAUGGCGUGGUGGAAUACAAAUAGAGUUGGAUGUGGUCUGGCACGUUGUGAUCGUUAUAAAACUUAUAUUGUUUGUAAUUAUGAUCCUGUUGGAAAUGUUAUAACCCUUGGAGUUUAUGAAAUUGGAACCCCGUGUUCAGGUUGUCCAGAUAAAUGCAAUUCUACAAACAAACUUUGCCUUAACUAA